AUGAUGGAUGCGCCGCUGAAUCACACUCAGCCGCGUCAGCCCAAGCCGCGCCGGUUGUCGCUGUGCGGCGGUUUGGUGCUGCUGCUGACCACGGCCACGCUGUAUCUGCUGGUUGCGCUGCGAUACUCGGACGCGGCGCCUCUCCCGUUUUCCUGGAUCGCACCACCACAUGGCGUGGUCGAUACGACAGAUUCAGCUCCGAGCGACGACAGUGAUCCCUUUGCGCUGCACCCAGAACUUCAUAAUUCUCGUCUUCCGCGCACACUGAAGCUCAACUGGGACAUCACGCGACAGCAGCAUCGCCCGGAUGGCGUCCUGAGAUAUGUAUACUUCAUCAACGGUCAAUUUCCCGGUCCAACAAUAGAAGCGCGUUCUGGCGAUGAGCUGCAAAUUACCGUUACGAAUAAGAUCUUCAACGAUACCGAUGCAGGCAUCGCCAUGCAUUGGCAUGGUCUCCUGAUGAAGGAUGCCAACGAGAUGGACGGCGUGACGGGAGUAACGCAGUGUGGCAUACCUGAGGGCCAGUCUUUUACAUACAACUUUCGAAUUGACCCAGCGCAGCACGGCACCUACUGGUAUCAUGCGCACUCUGCUGUCAAGCGUGCCGACGGCCUUUACGGCGGCCUGAUUAUUCACAAGCCGGCUGACGAGCAGACCGGGCAGACCGAUUUGUCGCGGCAUGAGUAUGACGCAGAGAGACUACUUCUCGUCGGCGACUGGUAUCAUCGCAGCGCAGACAAGGUUCUGGGCGAAUACAAAAACUACCAAAACUUUGCAUACGAGCCUGUGCCAGACUCACUCCUUAUCAACGGCGUGGGGUCCUAUAAUUGCUCCAAUGCGCGCCCAGCACGGCCGAUAGACUGCAUAGAGACAAAUGUUCCAGUGCUCGCCAUGUCAGGCGACAAAGCCAUUCGUCUUCGCGUCAUCAACACUGGUGCCGCCGCGGGCCUGUCCUUUCAGCUGCAGAACGGCACCAUGCAACUACUUACCGUCGAUGGUGGCGGAUAUGUCUCUGUAGACACGCCGCAAACGCCUACUAUGGGUGUCCUGUACCCGGGAGAGCGGAUGGACAUUCUUUUGCUCCCAAGUGACGCACCGGCAGAUGAUGAGCAUUUCCUAGACACGGAACUCAAAAUUGUUUUGGACGCCGAACUGAUGCCCAUGAAAAAUUGGGCACUCACCCGCAUCCAAGACUUUCCCCUACAGUGGCGUAGAUCGAGCGCAUCCACCCAUGUGCGACAUGACAUCCGAAAAAAUGUCGAGGUUUUUAACAUGAAAGAUGCGCACGGCACCGAGACAUCCUCGGAUUCAGGUGUUCGCAAAGAACCAGCCGAGACGGCGCUGCUGUAUACCAGUCUCGCUAUUAACAACUUUAGACACGAUGAGCCCUGGGGUGAGGUCAACCACACUUCAUGGGUGUGGAAAGAUCCCAAGGCCAAGCCUUUACUGGCUCUCAACAGGGAUGAGUGGGCAAAUGGAACGCAGCAGGCGAAUACCCUCCGCACAUUCCGUGCGCCCUGGUACCAAGAUGGCCAGGACAGGUGGAUCGAUCUGGUAGUCAACAAUGUCGACGACAAGGGCCACCCUUUUCACCUGCACGGAUAUGCGUUUCAUGUUAUCGGCGCCCGCCAACUUGACCUGGGUCGCUCUUAUAAUCCUUAUGAGCCCGGCGCGACCGCAGAGGAAGCCAAAUACUUCAACACUGAGACGCCGCUUUUCAAAGACACUGUAUAUGUUCAAUCCCGCGGCUACGUUGUUUUGCGAUUCCCGCUGGAUAAUGCCGGCGUAUGGCUCAUGCAUUGUCACGUCCUCUGGCAUCAGGCAGUGGGCAUGGGUGUUGUGCUACAGAUUGGCAAUAUUACCGACUCGAUGCAGCAGAGAGCCGGCCGGACGUGCAUCGCAUAA
Molecule: messenger RNA, 1905 nt
Organism: Akanthomyces muscarius
Lineage: Eukaryota; Fungi; Ascomycota; Sordariomycetes; Hypocreales; Cordycipitaceae
Exons: 6
Coding region: 1-1905 (634 amino acids)
Molecular function (GO): oxidoreductase activity; copper ion binding
Source: RefSeq, a predicted model, not a curated record